AUGUUAGGUAGGGAUGGCAAAUUUACCGAACCAUUGGGUUAUUGGCGUCACUUGAUCCGUGAUCUCAAAGACAUUCUUCAUGGGGAUACACAUUCAAAUGAUGCAAAUAGCAGCAAUAAAGGUACCAAUGGAAUUCUGCUAGAGUUCAAUUUGUCUACCAGCAGGAACAAUGCUACAGUUCAUACUGACUUGGGAAAUCAGAAGUGCCCACUUCUAGAGACAAAUAGAUUAGAAGAAAUAAUUUUUAGUGCUUUAGGGUAUGGAUCUUCAGGGUGUAAAAUGAGGAAUCCAGAAGAACUGAAGACAGAUAAACCGAAAGAACUAUCGAGUGGGAGGCCUCAGCAUUUGACUUAUCUCAACUUUGACGAGUUCCGGAACCUAACGAGACAAGGAAAAAGCAAAGUUGUGCCCAAGCAACUGGCUAACAUCACCCACCGGCUUGAGCCCGAUGGAAAAGAGUACAACUAUGCUUCUGUGACUAAGGGUGCAAAGGUGCUUGCAUAUAAUAAGGAGGCUAAGGGAGCAUGUAACAUACUGGGGAAGGAUCAUGAUAAGUACCUGAGGAACCCUUGUUCUGUGGUAGAGAAGUUUGUUGUGAUUGAGCUUUCAGAGGAGACACUGGUUGACGUUGUUAAAAUUGCUAAUUUUGAACAUCAUUCCUCCAAUUUCAAGGAUUUUGAACUAUCCGGAAGUUUAAAUUAUCCAACCGAAAUUUGGACUCCUUUGGGAAGUUUCGUGGCUGCAAAUGUCAAGCACCUUCAAGAUUUUAAACUGCCUGAACCCAAAUGGGUGAGGUAUUUGAAGCUGAAUUUACUUAGUCAUUACGGGUCAGAAUUUUACUGCACAUUGAGUGUUGUCGAGGUAUAUGGAGUAGAUGCAAUUGAGCGGAUGCUUGAAGAUUUCUUUGUGCCAUCUGAAGAACUUCUUCCCAUUGAAUUGCCGAAGCCUAAUUCAACUGCAGAACCACAUUUAAACUCAGAAUUAAGUCUAACUGACAAGGAAAGUACUGCAAAAAUUAGCAGUGGGGCUGACAAUGCUGGUAUGAGGACAGAGAUUAUAUCUGAUAUUCAACAAUCCAAUUCCAAUGUGAUGAAGAAUCCUGAGAGUAUAAGCGUGACUGCCAAUCCUGUAACUGAAGUUAGACAGAUACCAAUUGGCAGAAAACCAGGUGACGCUGUUCUAAAGAUCUUGAUGCAGAAGGUGAAGUCGCUUGAAUUAGGUUUAACUAUGCUUGAGGAGUAUAUCAAAGAAAUAAAUCAGAGAAAAGGAGAUAUUCUGCCAAAGCUUGAUGAAGAGCUAUCCGAGAUCUCGUUGCUUGUGGAGAAGAGCAGAACAGAAACUAGAGAUCUAAUGGAGUGGAGGGAGAACAUGGUACUGCUCGACUUCCAAAAAAUUCGAGAAGGAAUUUCUGCGAUUGCCUAA
Molecule: messenger RNA, 1422 nt
Organism: Dovyalis caffra
Lineage: Eukaryota; Viridiplantae; Streptophyta; Magnoliopsida; Malpighiales; Salicaceae
Source: the annotation of a GenBank genome assembly